AUGCCGACACCAAAUGCUCGAUACAACGUGUCAUUGUCCCCUAGACAUCUACCACCUUGCGCACCCAACUCCAGAAGUAGCGCCGCGGCGAAAGGGGGAAGCACCCAAUUAUUGGUCUACACAAGACCUUGCCACUACGGUAGUGAUGACACCACACUCGACACCACGUUGCUACCUAGUCGAACACUCGAUACAAAUGACCCCUCUUCGCCAACUGAAGCAAAUACUCUGAAACCCCAACGAUCUUGCGCGCCGAGGUUGGUAAUGCAAGACUACAAAAAGCAUAUCGUCUGGGCUUGUCUCCUGAUUCUUACUCCUCUUCCGCUAGCGGCUGUUCUGAUCUCUUUGAUUUAUGCCAAUCUAGAGCCUCAAAACUAUAGUCCUGGCUUCCCUGAUAGCCUUACCAUAAACAGCAUGAACUAA
Exophiala spinifera is the source of this 423-nucleotide messenger RNA. RefSeq lists its product as uncharacterized. The record is from RefSeq and is a predicted model, not a curated record. Bases 1 to 423 code for a protein of 140 amino acids. The transcript has a single exon. Lineage: Eukaryota; Fungi; Ascomycota; Eurotiomycetes; Chaetothyriales; Herpotrichiellaceae.